AUGUCAAUCCAGUUUCUGCUGAGACUCCUGGUCCUCUGUGUGCUGCUGCUGCAGGCCCAGGGAGGCUACCAAAGAUGGAAGAAGCUUCAGAGUAGACAAAGCUGUGGCAAGCACAUCAAAAUAGAUUUGUGCCAGCAUCAGUGUGAAUAUGACCAAGAGUGUCAAGCAAAUAAUAUAUGCUGUUCAGCCUUCUGUGGGAAUAUCUGCAUGAAUGUCCUGUGA
Molecule: messenger RNA, 222 nt
Organism: Erinaceus europaeus (western European hedgehog)
Lineage: Eukaryota; Metazoa; Chordata; Mammalia; Eulipotyphla; Erinaceidae
Product: protein WFDC10B-like
Exons: 2
Coding region: 1-222 (73 amino acids)
Cellular component (GO): extracellular region
Molecular function (GO): peptidase inhibitor activity
Source: RefSeq, a predicted model, not a curated record